AUGGAUAUUGAGUCGUCAACGCAAGCUAACGAACGUGGAGUUUGUGGUCGUUGGUGGGGUUACCUCAAGUCCUUGCCUGAGAAAUCCAAAUCCAAGUUUUUGAACGUCGCGAGCAACAUAAAGAAGACUGCGCAAGCUGACCCCAGGCGAGUAAUUCACUCGUUAAAAAUGGGCAUGGCUCUCACAUUAGUUUCCUUGUUAUACUACAUCAGGUCCCUUUACGAUGAGUUUGGAGUUGCUGGAAUUUGGGCCGUCCUCACUGUGGUCGUCGUAUUUGAAUUCACCGUAGGUGCCACUCUCAGCAAAGGUAUGAACAGAGGAUUUGCUACCCUAUUGGCCGGUGCUUUAGGGGUCGGAGGUCAACACUUGGCUACUUGUUCUGGCGAAAGCGGAAAACCUUUUGUCCUUGGGACCCUCGUUUUCAUUCUUGCCGCAGGGUCAACGUUUUCCAGAUUCUUUCCUAAGAUCAAGGCAAAAUAUGAUUACGGGGUGUUGAUAUUUAUAUUGACAUUCAGUUUGGUCGCUGUGUCGGGCCAAAGGGUUGAAAAUAUUUUCGAGCUUGCGUAUCAAAGACUCUUAACAAUUUUAAUUGGGGGAGCAACUUGCAUGCUCAUCUCCUUAUUCGUUUUUCCAGUGUGGGCAGGCAAAGACCUUCACAAUUUGAUUGCUUCCAACUUAGAAAAGCUUGCCAAUUUCCUCCAGGGAUUUGAAUGUGUGUAUUUUGAAUGCUCCGAGGGUAAAGAGAAUCCCGAUAAGUCAGUUCUUCAGGGAUAUAGAAGCGUCCUUAAUUCCAAAGCAAGCGAAGAGUCAUUGGCAAAUUUCGCGUGGUGGGAACCAGGACAUGGCCGCUUUCGCCUUUGUCAUCCUUGGAAACAAUAUGUUAAGAUCGGGGCGCUUGCUCGAGAAUGUGCUUGCAAGAUUGAAUCUCUCGAUCGUUACCUUAACCCUGAAAUCCAAGUUUCUUUGGAAUUCAAAGGUAGUGUUCAAGAAUCGUGCAUGAAGUUAUGCUCGGAAGCCAGCAAGGCACUGAAAGCAUUAUCGUCAUCCAUCCAAACAAUGACAGACCCAUGCGAUGCAAAGCCUCAUCUGGAGAACUCUAAAGACGCAAUCAGGGAUCUGAAAAUUGCACUGGAAACCACUUCGUUGGAAGAUGAGGAGCUCAUAACUAUUAUACCAGUGGCCACAGUCGCAUCCAUACUAAUAGAAAUCACCAAGUGCGUGGAGAAAAUCCAUGACUCUGUUUCCGAGCUUUCUCAUUUAGCCCAUUUCAGGACUAUAAAACCCGAUUUCUCGGUCUCAGCGGAGAAGCCACACCUUCUUCAUCGAGGAAUCAUAAAACCUGUUGGGGAAACUGGCGGCGCCGGCCAUGUGGAAAUUACCAUAGAAGAGCCAAAGGAAGCUCAGCCGACUGCAUGUAAAUAA
Neltuma alba is the source of this 1422-nucleotide messenger RNA. Its product is annotated as aluminum-activated malate transporter 8-like. The transcript is spliced from 6 exons. NCBI's taxonomy places the organism in Eukaryota, Viridiplantae, Streptophyta, Magnoliopsida, Fabales, Fabaceae. The record is from RefSeq and is a predicted model, not a curated record. Gene Ontology annotation, biological process: malate transport. The coding region runs from base 1 to 1422 and encodes 473 amino acids.